Toxorhynchites rutilus septentrionalis is the source of this 3888-nucleotide messenger RNA. Its product is annotated as xanthine dehydrogenase-like. Gene Ontology annotation, molecular function: FAD binding; oxidoreductase activity; iron ion binding. The transcript is spliced from 8 exons. NCBI's taxonomy places the organism in Eukaryota, Metazoa, Arthropoda, Insecta, Diptera, Culicidae. Bases 1 to 3786 code for a protein of 1261 amino acids. The record is from RefSeq and is a predicted model, not a curated record.
AUGGAAAUUGAGUUUAGCAUAAAUGGGAAGGUUUAUCGUGCAAACCCACACAGUGUUCCAGUUGACACUUCCCUGAGUACUUUCAUCCGAGACCAGGCCCAUCUGAAAGGGACAAAAUUUAUGUGCCUGGAAGGCGGCUGCGGAUCAUGCGUUGUCAACUUAACCGAGAUUCAUCCGGUCUCGAAGGAACCAAUAACAAAAGCCGUAAAUUCGUGUCUAACGCCAGUGUAUUCCUGCCACGGACGGGACGUAUUGACUGUGGAGGGAAUCGGCAACAAACAAUCUGGGCAUCACCCGGUCCAAAAACGACUUGCUGAAUUCAACGGUUCACAGUGUGGGUACUGUUCCGCUGGCAUGGUUAUGAACAUGUAUAGUCUGCUGGAGGCAAACGAUUCGUCGGUAACAAUGCGAGAGGUCGAGGACGCCUUCGAUGGCAACAUCUGUCGCUGUACUGGAUAUCGACCGAUUAUGGAUGCGUUCAAAUCGUUCGCGACUGAUACUUCGGAGAAGAUCAUCAACAUGUGUGGUGAUAUAGAAGAUCUUGCUUCGCACUGUUCCCGCAAGGAUUGUAACAUCAUGUGCUCCAAAGCAAGUCCUAAGAGAGCUGUUCACACAAUUUGUGCAGACGGAAGAGAGUGGCACACAGUAUAUAGUGUUACCGAUAUUUUUGAUAUUUUCGAGAAAAUCGGUGAUAGGCCAUACAUGCUUGUUGGAGGUAACACUGCUCACGGUGUCUAUCGACGACCGGAUGAUUUGGAAGUUUUCAUCGAUGUCAACUCGGUAGAGGAGUUACACCGGCGCACAAUUGGACUAGAUUUAAUUGUCGGAGCGAAUACAACUCUACACGAUUUCGUUUCAAUAAUGAACGAAGCAACAAUUGGGAACCACAGAUUUCAGUACUUCAAGAGACUAGUGGAUCAUGUGCUCCGAGUUGCUAACACUCCAGUAAGAAACGCUGGUACGAUUGCCGGAAACCUUAUGAUCAAACAUCAGCAUCCUGAGUUUCCUUCCGAUAUUUUUCUUCUCUUGGAAACCGUUGGAGCCACUUUAACCAUCGCAACCGAUGGACUAUCGCUGCAUGUGACACCUUUGGAUUUUCUCAAAGUGGAUAUGGCCAAGAAGCUUUUAACAAUUGUCACAAUUCCCUCGUUAGAUCCAGCUCAAUACAUGUUCCGGUCAUUCAAAGUAAUGCCUGUGGCACAAAACUCCCGGGCCUAUGUAAACGCUGCGUUCCUGGUCAAAUUCUGCCGUACAGGAAAGACCACUGAACUCGCCAGAGUUUGCUUCGGUGGAAUCAACCCUUCGUUUGUCCACGCGUACAAAACUGAAGAUUUUCUCCUUGGACGACCACUGUUCACCAACGAAACCCUCCAGGAAGCGCUCAAAAUAUUAUCCACCGAACUGAGACCCGACUGGGUUCUUCCCGAUGCUUCUCCAAAGUAUCGUAAAAAUUUGGCACUGUCGUUGUUCUACAAGUUCCUUCUGAGUACGACUCCCGAAAGUACCGAGUAUCUCAAUCCCAGAUUCCGCAGUGGUGGCACAACAUCGAAGCGUCCCGUUUCGUCGGGAAAACAAAGCUACGAUACGUACCCGAACAAGUGGCCACUUACACAGUACGUCCCUAAGAUUGAAGGUUUGGCGCAAUCAUCCGGUGAGGCAGAAUAUAUUGGUGAUAUACCAGAGAGACCGAACGAAUUGCAUGCUGCAUUUGUGCUGGCAACAGAAAUUCAGUCUAGGAUCAGCAAAAUUGAUGCCACUGAAGCUUUGAAACUUCCUGGAGUUGUUGCGUUCUAUUCGGCGAAGAACAUUCCAGGCAUCAAUAACUUCAUGCCAUUGGAGAUGGGAGCUCCGGAAGUGGAUGAAAUCUUCUGCAGUGGUGUGGUUGCAUUCCAUGGACAACCGGUUGGAGUGGUUGUUGCCAAGACCUUUGAACUUGCUAACCGAGCGGCUGCACUUGUUGAGAUUUCCUAUGAGAAGAUCGUAAACCAUCCGGUCUAUGUAACUGUUGAAGAUGUUAUCGAAGGUCGUGCCUACAAUCGCGUUUUCAAUCAACACUUCGAUCGUCAUGGAGCAAAAUUUCUCAGUGCCUCAGAGGGACCAAUCAAAAUAAAUGGCCAGCUCGAUCUCAAGGGCCAAUACCAUUAUACCAUGGAGACCCAAACAUGCUUCUGCAUUCCUGUGGAAGACGGUCUGGACAUCUAUUCCUCAACUCAGUUUAUAGACAACGUUAUGAUCGCGGUCUCCCAGGCACUGAACGUCCCGGAAAACAGUCUCAAUAUUAGCGUGCGACGCUUGGGAGGUGCAUACGGAGCGAAAAUUUCACGUGCAAGCCAGAUUGCUUGCGCGUGUGCUUUGGCUGCCCAAUUGACUCAAUGUCCGGUUCGAAUGGUUCUGAAGAUGGAGACAAACAUGUCGGCCGUGGGCAAACGUGGUGGUUCUCACAGCGAGUACGAGGUUGACGUAGACAGCAGUGGAAAAAUAAACAGAUUGAACCACACGUACACCCAGGAUAGUGGUGUGACACUGAACGAGGGUUUCGCUUUUUUGACUGUUGAGUUGUUCAAAAAUUGUUACAGGACUGACCGGUGGAACUUAGUGGGCAAUAUCGCACGCACGGAUGUACCUUCAAACACCUGGUGUCGCGCUCCAGGCUCAUCGGAAGGCAUGGCAAUGAUAGAGAAUAUCAUGGAACACAUUGCACAUGUGGUCGAAAAAGAUCCGUUGGAAGUUCGCAUGUUGAAUAUUUCGAAGGAAAACAAAAUGUAUAACCUGUUGCCAAGGUUUAGAGCGGAUGUAGAUUUCGACGAUCGCAAGCAAGCGAUCGAUAUGUUCAACUUGCAAAAUCGAUGGCAUAAGCGGGGCAUCGCAAUCAUCCCGAUGGAGUACGAUAUGGAGUACUCGCAAACGCUGAAUGCAUUGGUUUCGAUUUAUCACCUGGAUGGAUCGGUAGCGAUUACCCACGGGGCAAUAGAAAUGGGACAGGGUGUGAACACCAAGGUGGUACAGGUAGCGGCGCAUAUUCUUGGCAUCCCUCUGAAUAAGAUCGCAGUGAAACCGAGUACUGGAUUGACUUCACCCAAUUGUGGACCCUCGGUGCAUAGCAGGGCGAGUGAAACAGCUGCUUUCGCUGUGAAAAAGAGCUGCGAGAUAUUAAUGGAACGCCUCCGACCCAUUCAGCAAGCGAAUCCCCAAGCACCGUGGGAACAAAUUGUGGCCCAAGCAUUCGUAGCGAACGUAGAUCUAUCCGCUACCUAUCACUACCAGCCGAGCGAUCUCCAAGCGUACGUCAUCUGGGGCUUGGCUUGUGCGGAAAUUGAAGUCGACAUCCUCACCGGCAACAUUCAGAUCCCACGGGUGGACAUCCUCGAAGAUGUCGGCGAAAGCAUGAGCCCUGGAAUUGAUGUUGGCCAGGUGGAAGGUGCCUUCAUCAUGGGACUCGGGUACUAUCUUACGGAAGCACUGGUGUACGAGCCCUCCAAUGGGGCACUUCUUACAACUCGCUCGUGGAACUACAAGGUGCCUGGUAACAAGGAUAUUCCCAUCGAUUUUCGGGUGGAGUUUCUGAGAAAAAGCUCGAACCCCUUCGGGGUGUUACGGUCCAAAGCGGUUGGCGAACCGGCUUUCAGUAUGAGUCCUGUGCUCACAUAUGCCCUGAGGUAUGCGCUGCGAUCGGCAAGAAAGGACGCUGGCUUGCCUGACGAUUGGAUUCCGAUAGGAAGUGCAACUACACCCGAAAAAAUCUUCUUGAUGGCCGGAAACUCACUUGAUCAAUAUAAGCUAAAUUAAAAAACCAUUCGAUUGUUCUGGAUUUCAUAUUCUACAUUGUUUGUUAAAAUUCAAAUAAUUUAAUUCACUAUGUACAAUAAAAUGUUCAUUUUCUACAUCAAG